UUUUCUACAGCAGAAGAAAUAUUUCGAAAGAGCUCGUCGCGAUCUCUGUGUUGGUCGUGCAUGUCAUGAGAGAGGAUUGAACCCACUCUUGGCAGGAUAAGGUUACCACGCAAGCAGAACAAAUGAUCGUAUCAUAUUCCACACUGAAUAUCCGCCUCCAAUUCCCACAUCAAAGGGCAGUCAGUAUUUCGUGAUAAACAAAUAUUUUUCCACCGGGGCAAAUACUAGCAGAACUUUUGAGUGACUUGGAACAAUCUAGCUUGACGCAGAAUGGCUCACACGACGUAGUUCAGCCGACCACAAGUUAUCGUUUGGCUAAGCUCCAGUCCGUAUUAUUUUGGUUCGCCAGCGUAGUUUACCCUAAGCUACAAAUACUACUGGAAGAAGUUAGACUGCAGCCUGCUGUAAUUACAAUACAAAUGAGGCCAUCUCCUCGCAUCACCGGGCAAUGUUAUCGGUGUUUUCAAAGGGGACCUCGCGCGUUUUUUCGACAAAAGGCGGCCAUCUUUGUGUCUAAUCCGGGAGUUUGCAAUUUGGAAGAACGCUGCUCAAAACUGCUAUAAGAACGUCGUCUCAAUUCAAUAUGGCGGUUGCAUUGGAAGCAUUGAAAAUUUGUGAAACUUUAGAAGGAAUUUUAAAGCCAUCGUUUGGACCGAAUGGACUUGACGUCCUGCUCAAUUCAUCUUCAGGAAAUAUACUCAUAACCAACAAUGGUGCAGUGAUUUUGAAAUCGCUGAAUUUGGACAAUCUUAUCGGUCGAACCAUCGUUGACAAAAUUAUUUCAUACUGUUGCAUAUCUGGAGAUGGGGGAACCUCAUUUCUUCUGCUUUUAACGACAGUGUUAAGAGAGGUUGUUGGUCUAACGGGAAUCAGAGCAAAAGAUAAUGGAAUGGACUUCUCCUCUCACCAAAGGCAGUCCCUUGUUGCUAUAUCUCGAGCUUUUCAUGAGUUUGAAUCAUCUUUACUGGAAGUCGUUCUUGUCCCAGUUCUCGACAAAAUCGCAGUAAAGACGGACAUUGAGUUAAAGUAUUUCUCAUUAAUAAAACAAAGAAUCGUAAGACUCUUUGUCACAUCAUUGAAUGGAAAAUUCCCGAUCAGUACAGUUUCUCAUUUUGCUGAACUUCUUUGCGAGUUGAUGACAAAAACUUGGAAUUCAUCAGAAAUGUCGUUAAAAGAUUCACUGCUACAUCUGAUCGAUGAAUUUCCUCAUAUCUGCAUAGAAGUUCCAGGGCUACCCGUUUUGUCAUCUCAAAUCAAAGCUGGAAUAUUAAUUCCUCGUGGAUUUGCUACAGAACAAGAAGGAGUACCAACAAAUUUGGAUGACUUUAUGUUUGUGGUCAUGAAUUGUAGUCUUGACACUUCAGAGCCAGAAACAUCUUCAUCAAUUAGAAUCAGAAAGAAUGUUUCUUUUGAUGCCAGCAUCCAAUGGAAAAGGAAGCAGGUUCAAAAAGCAAUCGUCAUGUUUGCAGAUCAAAAUGUUAGAUUGAUUCUGUCGUCACAGAGUGUGUCUGAUCUUGUCUUGCAUUUCUGCAGGCAGUAUGACAUAGCUGUUGUCAGCAUGAUGCCCCAGGAAUAUGCAGACUACAUCUGCAAGUGUGCAGGUGUGCUAGCCAUUGACAGUUUGGAUGGUGAUAAUCUAUCAGAACUCUUUUUGGUUAAAGGUAUUUCUUGUGGUCUCCACACUGUAGGUCAUCACAAGUUUGUCCACCUUCAGUUUGACUCUCUAAAUUGCAAAUUUAUUCCACACAGUAUACUGCUUUGCUCACCAGCACAAGGACUGUGUAAACAAUACUAUCUUGCUCUUCAUCAUGCAUUGAAAUGUGUCAAGAUGUCCUUAAGUGAAGAUGAAAAAAGGUUGCUUUUUCUACCUGGUGCUGGAGCAUGUGAACUGGCCAUGAGUUUCAGUUUGAAGGCUUUUUCUAAAAGUGUAACAGAUUCACAUUUGUUGCUAGUUUUGGAAAUUCUGGGUAAAGCCUUGCAAACUAUCCCAAAAAUGCUCCAUCAAAAUUCUUUUUCUCUGUCACACCAAAAGGACAAUUUUAUGUUCUGCUUGAAUGAGAUUGAAAGAUCUUGGAAGCAAGAUCGAAAGUUGCUUGGGAUAGAUGCAAAGACAGGCAAACCAGUGGAUCCUUUCAAUCUUGAAAUUUACGAGCCUUUUCAGGGGAAAUUCUUGCUCUUACAAAGCUUACUGCAGUACUUAUCGCAGUUGUUGAGGACGGAGAAAUUGAUUGGUGUGCAAAAAAAGAAAUAGAGUGAACAAGAAUUAACACCUAAUUGGAGCACUAAAAUAAAGCUCCCUGCGAAGUGUGAAGUUGUUUUCUUGAUCUUGUCUUUUGUGUUAGUUUCUACAGAUACUGGCAGUUAAGUUAAAAUGUAGUUUGCUAUUGACCAAACGUUUUGUAUAAAAUAAGGAAUAUCCAUUGUAGGCUACAGGCAGUCCGAGUAAGAGAAUUGAGAGUCUUAGUAGACCUGAACUUAGUAACUUACUUCUUACAAGGAAAUGUUGUUUAUCAUUGCUUCAUUCAAGUCUUCUCC
Orbicella faveolata is the source of this 2535-nucleotide messenger RNA. RefSeq names its product BBSome complex assembly protein BBS10-like. Gene Ontology annotation, biological process: chaperone-mediated protein complex assembly. Gene Ontology annotation, molecular function: ATP binding; ATP-dependent protein folding chaperone. The record is from RefSeq and is a predicted model, not a curated record. NCBI's taxonomy places the organism in Eukaryota, Metazoa, Cnidaria, Anthozoa, Scleractinia, Merulinidae.